Molecule: messenger RNA, 2475 nt
Organism: Lycium barbarum (goji berry)
Lineage: Eukaryota; Viridiplantae; Streptophyta; Magnoliopsida; Solanales; Solanaceae
Product: methyl-CpG-binding domain-containing protein 13
Exons: 8
Coding region: 422-2197 (591 amino acids)
Molecular function (GO): DNA binding
Source: RefSeq, a predicted model, not a curated record
CGACAGCGGCGUUAAUGGAGCCAAGAAAAGGCCAAACAACAUAAAUAAAUAAAUAAAUAUACAUAUGAAGUGUAGAACAAGGAUAUCAGAUUUAGAAAAGAAAAUAAAUAAAGGAGAGGAGUGAACAGACUAAAAUCCAAAACAAAGAAAAAAAGAGCAGAAAGAUAGAUAGGAUUAAAGAAACAUCAUAAAGACGUUUGGUUUACCUCGAAAUGCAAGUUUUGAAACUGAAAGAAGAGUUUGGCAGACACGUGGUAUUUGUCUGAUUCUCAAAGCCCCUCCACAUGAUGUCCCCAUUUCCCCUACUCAUCACUUUAUUCUGUUAAAGGGUCAAAGAAAAACACAACAUACUCACCCAUUUUCACGCUUUGCACAAAGAAUCUGGUCAGUUCUUGAUUUUUCAAGGUGGGAUUUUUGUGAGAUGGGGAAGAAAAGGGCUUUGCCGAAUUGGCUACCUGAUGGGUGGAAGGUUGAGGUCAAAGCAAGCAAACAAGGAAAGAAAGAGAAGUGGUAUUGUGAUCCCUCAAAAGGACUCAAAUUCUGCUCCAAGGCGAACGUUCUUCGUUAUCUUGGUAGUGUUGACAGUAAUUGUUCGAAGAGUUCCGAUACAAAUGAAAUGGAGAAAAAAGGCACUGAAAAGUUUUUUACUGAAAAGGAUGCAUCAGAAGGGUUGCCACCAGGAUGGAUUAAGGAAUUGAAGGUCAGGAGAAAGGGGCGCAAAAUCAGGAAAGAUCCGUAUUAUAUUGACCCUGUCAGUGGACAAACUUUCCGCUCUAUGAAGCAAGUUUCUCUGUUCCUUGAAACUAGAGAGUCAGGAAGUUCUGAAUCCAAGACUGGAGAUCAAUGUCCUGGUACAUCAGAACUGGGAGAACCUUUUUCUUCUGAAACAAACUUCACGACCUCCCUUUAUCAUAAUCAUUUGAAACCGUUCAUUUGUAAUCCCAUUGCAUACAGGUUGCCUGCUGAAGCUGACAAGCAGAAUACGCUAGAGAGUGAUGCAUCUGGCAAGGAAGUUUCAAAUCAGAAGCUGAAGUUGAGUGCUGAACAUACGAGGCAUUCUAGUUGUGUAGAAGGCGGUUUGUCAUCCUUUGAAGGUGUAGGAGAUGCUGUACCAGAGAAGACGGAAGAGGAGGAUGACGGUAAAGCAGUCUCAGAUCCUUCAAGUGGAGAACAUCAAGAAAUGGAAGAUGAUGGUAAAGUUGUCUCAGAUCCUGCAAACAGAGAACAUCAAGAAAAGGAGGAUGACAGUAAAUUUGUCUCAGAUCCUGCAAAUGGAGAACAUCAAGAAAAGAAAGAUGUUGGUAAAGUUGUUUCAGAUCCUGUAAGUGGAGAAAAUCAAGAAAAGCCAUCACGAGAUGGAGUGGAAAAGUAUGACUGGAAAACAAUUCAGCGUAAAAGAAAAAAGGGUUUGAAUGUGCCUCGCAGAGCAUCAAAACGGCUUGCUGGUAUUAAAGCUGAUACAUCUCUUCAGCUCCAAACAAAUAAUCAAGCCCAUCUAGCUCCAGUAAGACAGGUGGAGGAGACACAAGCUGCCACCACUGAUAAGCAUGUUGCAACUGCAGUAACUGGUAUUACCAUCAGUGAGAAGGUAGAAACUGGGAAUCUGACCAUUAAAGGACAAGAAGAUCGUGUUACUUCACCACUAAAGCAGCGAGAGCAGCCUUCUCCAGCCGAACCUGCAAAAGCUGUCUUUGCUAGCUGUGAAGGCGAUAAGAAAGUUGAAACAGCUCUUGAGUCGUCUUUAAGUGAUCUUUGGACGGAUCCUUGCAUAGAAUUUGCAAUAAAAACUCUAACCGGCACAAUUCCACUCAUAAAUGACAAGAAAGCGGAUGAGAUCCCGGAUUCUAAUCCGAGUAGGCCCUCAAUUAAUACUCCUUCCUCUGUGGGCUUACCUUCUGAUGAAAUAUGGGCAGAUCCUUGCUUCAUGUUUGCGGUCAAGACUCUUACUGGUGAAAUACCAAUAGGGGACGACGUAUGCUCUCAGAAGAUAGUCCAGAAGCAAAGCACUUCAUCACAAUUCCAAGGAAACAAUGGGUUAGUGUUACCAAACAUCAGAUUUGAAGAGUUUGGCCAGCCCUCACAUUUCAGAGCACCAGAAAUGUCUUUAUACAAGAAACAGCCUGCAGUAGCCCCAAAUGCAUACCAGAAUUGUUGGUUCGGAAAAUUUGGUUCUCAUCGGCCUCCACCACUUUGUUGAGAAAGAUUAUGAUAGAUUGUAACCUAGCUUAGGAAGUUCAACCUAGCUUGUAGUAGUAUCAUUAUAACUAAGUGCCUAAGCAUCAGGCUUAAAUUUUCAAGGCAGCUAGAGCUGCAGUAAAGACUAUGAUGUAAAAACAUUAUUCAUGAACUGCCUGUUUCGUGUAAUUGUUGUUGUAAAACUCUUAUGUUAGGCAGGUUUUCAUUUCUACUGCAUAUAGACCGAAGGAGGGAACAAAAGAGCAUGGUGAUAAAAGGAAUACACAAAUUGUUUCAGAA